Orycteropus afer afer is the source of this 1155-nucleotide messenger RNA. NCBI's taxonomy places the organism in Eukaryota, Metazoa, Chordata, Mammalia, Tubulidentata, Orycteropodidae. The record is from RefSeq and is a predicted model, not a curated record.
AUGACCCUGCUCACACAGAAGCCUGUGACCAUAGGAAAUUUCAUGAAGCAGAAGCCAGAAAAGAUGAGAAAACUGAAGCAUGGCGAGGGAAGAAAAAGAGUACCUGUUACAGUUUAUCAACAACCUAGUGUGGCCAACCUACCUUUGGUGAGCUCUACUUAUGCCCUGGUCUCCUCGGUUUACAUCAGUGCAAAGGACCAGCAUCUGUUCAUGAAGUCUGUGUGUGAGAUUGCAGAGAACAGUAUGAAGACCAUUAUCUCCAUAGCCCUGUGAAGUGUUCUGCCUGUUAUCCAGAAGCUAGAGCCACAACUUGCAGUUGCUAUUAUCUAUCCCUGUAAAGGGCUAGACAGGACUAAGGAUAAACUACCUGUUCCGAAUCAGCCAACAAAGCAGGUUGUUGCCCAUGUCAAAUGUGCUGUGACUGGGGCAAAAGAUGCUGGGACUACUACUGUGACUGGAGCCAAAGAUUCCGGGGCCAGCAAAAUCACUGGAGUGGUGGGUAAGACCAAAGGACCAGUGACUGACAGUGUGGAGAGGAGUAAGUCUAUCAGCAAUAAACAAGCUAAGCAAAAAAGCCAAGAAACAAUUUCUCAACUCUAUUCCAUUGUUACCCUGGUUGAAUUUACCAGGAAUAAUGUGCAUGAUGCCUGUCAGAAAAUUAAGGAUGCACAGGAUAAGUUCUCAUUCUCAUGGGUGAAGUGGAAAAGAAGCACCAGCCAUGAUGACACAGAUGAAUCUCACUGUGCUGAGCACAUUGAGUCAUGCACUCUUGCUACUGCCUGGAACCCAACUCAGCAGCUCCAGACUGCCUGCCACAUCCUCCUGUCCAGCAUCCAAGUGUUACCUCAGAACAUUCAAGAUCAAGCCACCCCCUUGGAAGUCAUGCCAGAUAACAUCUACUCAUUGUUCAGCUAUGCUGCCUCCUUUAAGGAAAUGUCCAAUGGCUUUCUCACUUCUAGCAAGGGGCAGCUGCAGAAAAUACCUUUAGAUGAUCUCAUGGAUUAUCUUGUUAACAAUAUGCCAUACAGUUCACUGGUAGGUUCUUUUUUAUCCUCAGCUGAGUCUCAGAAUGCCCAGGACCAAGGUGCAAAGCAGGACAAGACCAGCCAGGAGUCCCAGCAACCUGAACAUAAAUUAAACUUGUUCCUGUCAUAG